Molecule: messenger RNA, 1787 nt
Organism: Micropterus salmoides (largemouth bass)
Lineage: Eukaryota; Metazoa; Chordata; Actinopteri; Centrarchiformes; Centrarchidae
Product: protein unc-13 homolog B-like
Exons: 2
Coding region: 34-441 (135 amino acids)
Biological process (GO): neuromuscular junction development; dense core granule priming; presynaptic dense core vesicle exocytosis
Cellular component (GO): synaptic vesicle membrane; plasma membrane; terminal bouton
Molecular function (GO): diacylglycerol binding; syntaxin-1 binding; calmodulin binding
Source: RefSeq, a predicted model, not a curated record
GCAGUGAACAACCUCAUCUGGCAAACCAACGCCAUGUUCCGGCCGUUUGUAGAGGUUAACGCCGUGGGACCACAUCUGGCAGACAAGAAGCGCAAAUUCAGCACCAAGACCAAGAAUAACAAUUGGUCACCAAAGUACAAUGAAACAUUCCAAUAUGUUCUAAGUAAUGAACAUGGUCCAGAGGCGUACGAGCUGCACGUCUCAGUAAAGGACUACUGCUUUGCCCGCGAGGACCGUGUCAUCGGCAUGACGGUCAUCCAGCUCCGAGAGCUGGCGGACAAGGGCAGCUGCUCCGCCUGCUACCCCCUGAUGAAGAGCAUCUCCAUGGACGAAACUGGCCUCACCAUCAUGAGGAUACUCUCUCAAAGGACCAACGAUGAGGUGGCCAAGGAGUUUGUGCGUCUUAAGACAGACACACGCUCGGCAGAGGAAGUGUCGUAAUGUGGAGCAAAAAUGCAGUAUUAAAAAUUGUUGUGUUGUCUUAGGUGAGAGAUAAAGAGAAAAAGGAGAGAGCAGUAGCAACAGUUGUUCUUUCUGGAUAGCUGGAGAAUGAGAUUGUCCAAAGAGAAGCCGAGAAGGCACAAAUGUGGCAAGGCAGCAAGACAGUGAGAGAGAGAGUUGUGUUUGUUUGUUUGUUUUUGUGCAUGUGCGUAAAACAUCUGUUGGAAUGUUCAUUUUAAAACUACAGUAUGUACAAGUGUUUACUUACCGUAUGCUUACUAUUAAGUACUAUAUUCUACGAGUUAUGUUAACGAGACAUGAAAUACCUUUUGUACAACAUUUAGUCUUUUUGAACAGAGAUUUGUUCCAAUAAAGUGCCAAACCAGUGAAAAAAGAACAAAACCAACGUAUAUGAAUUAUGGUGAACUUUGUAUGUUUGAAAUUUGCUCAGUUAUUUUGUCCGGUGUAAGUCAUUUUCUGACCGUGUGGCGUUUUGAUUGUUGCAAAGUCUUUCAUUUUGCACCCUCGUUUUUUGGCUUCACGUUCUUCCACACGGCACUGUUGUGCAUGUCCUCUUCUCGGUCAUGUCUCUCCCAUGAUUCCACAGUGACCACCGAGCAGGGUCCUGUCCCCUUGCCUUCAAACUGUUUGUAUUUUAAGUCGACCUGAAAAUAGACCAUGUUUUUUUAAAUGGCGAUGACUGCUAUGUAAACCUUCAUAGGUGUUUGUAAUUUUAUAACCAUGACAACAAUGACGACAGCCUCCAGUGCUAACAGUCUUAGCAAAAAGGAUGGAAAUGUUUUCUUUUUCUUUGGCUUUUUGUUCCUUCUUUUUGGCCAUCAGCUUCCAGCCUUUCUGAAUGACCACUGUGAACAUGAGCUUUGGAAGGCAAGCUUACAUGACAUUGCUGACAGUUUGAUAUUAUUGUUUCAUAUUUUUCCGAUAACUUUGUUCCUGAUAAACUGCCAAAGUUACAUAAAAUAUUUGUACAAAAGCAAUCCAUUACAUGUAUGAAGAUAUAUAUGUACAUGUGAUCUAUUACUUUUUCAAUGCUUAAUAUUUGAUUAUUGAUAGGGUGGUACUAAGAUUUUAUUUUUUUUAUUUCCUGUGAAGCUGUUAACCAAUAUGAAAGUUGCACAUGCUACUUUACACAUUAGUUAUAUCAGCUUCUGUCACUGGAAUUAUUUUUCUUCAUAAAGGAAAGAGUCUAACAUUUGGUAAAUAUGCAACAUUCCUAUGUAUUGCACUGAUGGCGAAUUGUAUGUCAUGUAAAUAUAUUUAGUGAGAUAUUGUACAAAAGUCUACUUUUCUUCAAUGUGCAUAAAGUAUGUGCAAAUGUGUUAAAA